AUGGAGAAUUCAUCAAGUGUGACAAUUCAUGGAAGAGAAUCCUCUCAGCAACAACCACAAUAUGACAGUAGUAUUAAUUCUACUAUAACUUGUAAUUCCGAUGAUCAAGAUGACACUACAAGAAGGAAUAGGAUUAUUAAUAUUAUUACCAAUAAUAAGUUGAAGAAAUUACAACAAUACAAAUGUGAUGAAUAUGAAAAAGGGAAAAUUCAAAAAACAAGAAGAAAUUAUAUGAAAUCACAAUUGUUGCAGAAAAAGUUUCAGUUAUUGAAAUGGAAACAAUAUUUAAUUCUCUCCUUUAUACUAUUCAUGCUCAUUCAUUCGUCAACUCAUUCGAUUCUAAUAGUUUCAGCUAACGAAAUUUCAACACAAUUUCUGAAUGUCCUAACUGAAACCAAUUCCAAUUCCACUCAAUCAACCACUGCAGUCAACCAAUGUGAUGUCAAUUGCAUUCUUCCAUUCAUUUUGGUCCCUGUUGGUCUCAUUUUAGUAUUUUGUGUCUUACCAAUUUGUGCAUUUGGAAUUCACAAGACAAUUUCAGAAGGAGAUUGGAGUUCUAAUUGUUGUUUUAAGGUUUUGGAUGUUUUGAAUGGAAAGAAUCCAUAUCGUUCAACAAGUAAUGCAAGUAGUGAUCAAUUGGAAAAUGAAAAUGCUGAUAAUGUGGGAGAUAGAGGUGAGAAUUCACGUAGAUAUACAGAAGCUUCAACAGUUGAGUAUUCUUCUACUGCAAUGGAGAAUUAUGAACAAGAUUCGGAUAGAAAUACUUCGAAUGCUGCGCAACAAACUGAAGCAGUGGUUUAUUACUAUUCAAGUGUUAAUCAUGUUUAA
This is a messenger RNA of Naegleria gruberi, 828 nucleotides long. RefSeq lists its product as uncharacterized. The transcript has a single exon. The record is from RefSeq and is a predicted model, not a curated record. Bases 1 to 828 code for a protein of 275 amino acids. Lineage: Eukaryota; Heterolobosea; Eutetramitea; Acrasida; Naegleriidae.